Molecule: messenger RNA, 1543 nt
Organism: Cloeon dipterum
Lineage: Eukaryota; Metazoa; Arthropoda; Insecta; Ephemeroptera; Baetidae
Product: major royal jelly protein 5-like
Exons: 5
Coding region: 43-1377 (444 amino acids)
Source: RefSeq, a predicted model, not a curated record
GCGAGAAGAGGAGCCGCGAGAGAAACACGCGGCUCGAAGACAAUGUCUGCGUUAUUUGCUGCCAUCUUUUUGGUUGGCCUGUGCCUUGCCAACGCCGUCAACUUCACAACCGUCUACGAGUGGGACACAUUCGAUUUCGUCUGGCCAUCAGGAGCGGAAACGGACACUUCAAUUGAACAGAUUAAACAAAUUUUUAAUCCAAAAUAUGUUGAUCUUCGAUUCAUGGCCGUUUUCGGAGAGAGGCUCUUUCUAAGCAUUGCGAUGCACCCCCGUAUUCCCGCCACUUUGGUGUGGCUGCCAACGAGCAGCACGUCGACUGCCCCUCCAAAACUUGCUCCUUUCCCAUCCUGGAAUUUACAUAAAAAUGGCAACUGCGAGACUAUUCAAGCGGCCAAAGGAAUGGAAACGGACCCUGAAGGUCGGUUGUGGGUGCUCGAUGACGGAAGCACAAAUUGUGCAAGCAAACUUUGGAUUUUCGACCUGCUCAACAGCGACACAACCGAGCGCGUGCACCAGUUCCCGGACACAGUCGUCACUCAUUCCUACUAUAAAAGAUGGCUGCUUGAUAUCGUGCUGGACAAAACACCAGACGAUUACGUUGCGUACAUCGCGGACUCUGAAUCUGAGCACAUCGUAGUUUACAACCGAAAAAUGGACAAAUCCUGGUCAGUUAUAACACCAGAGAGACGUUGGUUUUCCUUGGCCCUCUCUCCCAACCAGGGACAGUUGUACCUUGGAAGAGACAAUUCCAAAGAACUUUAUUCAAUGCCUGUGUCCGAGCUGAAGAAUGGAGCCGUUGGAAGCGCUACUGUGAAAUUAAUCAGCGAAUGGAACGAAGAACCCUACAGAAUGCUAUUCGACAGCGCCAAUGUCUUGUAUGCCGCCUUUCACUACGCGAAUUACACCUCCAACUGGAAUAUUUCGGAGCCAUUUCGUGAGCAGCGAUUUCAUGAGGUAGGAAAACUGCGUGCUUAUCAGCCAUUUUCUUUUGCUUUGGACACGAAUGGCAGUUUAUGGAUGAUGGAGAGAAAUGAAACUAAGGAUGAGAAUAAGUAUAAACUACUCCAGGCUGAAGUCGGCGCCAAAUCGUAUCAAUACAGCACGUCCACUGCAGCCUCGACUACGCCUCAAGUUAACGUAAAUGAAGAGACUUCGAAAGACGUGAAAAGCACGAAAACUCCAACAAUCGGUGGACAUGCUGGUCUUGUAGGAAAUCACCGCAACAGUCAGUCUUCGAACACAAUUCCGAUUUUGUUGCUCGUGUGUUGUUUUGUCAUUUUGUGGCUGACCCUGAGGAUGAGAAGAAUGCAGACCUCUUUCAGGCAGAUUCAGAUGGAAAAUAAUGGGGAAAUGUUCGUUUUCCCUGAACGCAAUUAGUUGUCUACUCGAGACAAAUGUAAAAUAUUUUGUUGCAUUUUCAUAAAAAAAUAAUUCAAUAAAGGUAAACAUAAAAAGCUACGGUUCUUCGGCUUUUUUUAAUAAAAUAAUCUUUUGUAAGAAUGGUUUGAGGUAAAUAAAAAUAUAUAUUGCAAAUAUUCCCUUA